AUGCGACCGGUGCUGACCCAGCUCUCGGGAGCGGAGCUCUCGGGGGAGACGCUUUGGGGCAAGGGGGCCGGAGGCGGCGCUGGAGGCUUCGCGGCGCGGGCGCGGAAAAAAGGCGCGCGGACGGCGCCAGUUCGCUGGCGGGGCAAAGAGGCCCUUCCGCGGGGGGAGGGCGCCACCCGCGAAAGCUUCGCCAACCUUCUCGCAGAUCUCCGGCGGCUCAGCGCGCGCGUGGCUGCCUCCGCGGCCACGUCGGCAGCGCUGCAGCAGGCGCUGGACGAGAAGGUCGCCACCCUCUCGGCGCAGCUGUCUGCGCUGCGCGCGCGUGCUACGCAUGCGGAGAGUGCCGCCGCAGAGCUGCAGGGCGAGCUGCAGGGGGUGCAGCAGGCGGGCGAGGCUGGUAGUCAAGAAGCGACUCAGUGGGACGACUACUUGCUCUCCCGCGACACGCCCAUCCUCCGCUCGCUCGCGCAGUGCCACGCCCACCUCGCCGCCGGAGCCGGCCUGCAGCUUAGAUGCAUCCACAGUGAGGCGGCCAGGCAGGCAGGCAAGUGGUCCCGCACCGCCCCGCGGCCGUAUGAGCUGGCGGUUCGGAACGAGGCCGAGGAGAUCUUCGUCGCCUUCAAGCUGCAGCUCGCCGCGCCCGUGCGCCCGUGGCAUUCCCCGCACACCCGCCGCCUCGUCGUGACGCACGUCGGGGUGCCCGAGCCGUUUCGGCGGCGUGGCGUCCUUUCGCGCACCAUGGACGCGCUCGCAGAGGCGGUGCUGCCCGACGAGAUCGAGGUCGACCGCGUGCUCUCCGACACGAUGCGCGCCUACUGCUGCUCGCGCGGCUACGACCUCGUGCCCGCGCAGCCAGGCGACGCGCUCACCGUGUGCCUCCUCAGCUCGUGCUUUCUCCUCCGGAACCUUCUCGGAACCCUCCUCCUGUAG
Molecule: messenger RNA, 930 nt
Organism: Emiliania huxleyi CCMP1516
Lineage: Eukaryota; Haptophyta; Isochrysidales; Noelaerhabdaceae
Exons: 6
Coding region: 1-930 (309 amino acids)
Source: RefSeq, a predicted model, not a curated record